This is a messenger RNA of Penicillium cinerascens, 1959 nucleotides long. RefSeq names its product putative C2H2 transcription factor PacC (gene pacC). Lineage: Eukaryota; Fungi; Ascomycota; Eurotiomycetes; Eurotiales; Aspergillaceae. The coding region runs from base 1 to 1959 and encodes 652 amino acids. Gene Ontology annotation, cellular component: nucleus. The transcript has 3 exons. Gene Ontology annotation, biological process: positive regulation of transcription by RNA polymerase II. The record is from RefSeq and is a predicted model, not a curated record.
AUGACGGAGAACAAUCUUCCCCAAACAUCAACGCCUCAGGCGGCGCCCGCCCCCGUGCCUGUCUCCGGCGAGCAGACGCACCCCGUCUCGCAGAUCCCCGCGACCACGCCCGCCUCGGUGACGGCGACGGCUGCCGCGGCCACCGCGGCCGUGAACGGCUCGAUGAACGGUGCGGGCGAGCAGCUCCCCUGUCAGUGGGUGGGCUGCACCGAAAAGUCUCCCACUCCGGAGGCACUCUACGAACACGUGUGCGAGCGCCAUGUCGGUCGCAAGAGUACCAAUAACUUGAACUUGACCUGCCAGUGGGGAGCAUGCAACACUACCACUGUCAAGCGCGAUCAUAUCACAUCCCACAUCCGAGUGCAUGUGCCUCUCAAGCCUCACAAGUGUGAUUUCUGUGGCAAGGCCUUCAAGCGCCCCCAGGAUCUGAAGAAGCAUGUCAAAACCCAUGCCGACGACUCGGAAAUCCGCUCUCCCGAGCCUGGCAUGAAGCAUCACCCUGACAUGAUGUUUCCCCCGAAUCCCAAAGGCUACGCUGCUGCCACUCACUAUUUCGAGGGCCCGAUGAACGGCGUCGGCGGCCAGCAGUAUACUCAUGGAGCUCCUCAGUACUACCAGAGCCAUGCGCCUCCUCAGCCCGCCAACCCCCACUCAUACGGCAAUGUCUACUAUGCCCUGAGCCAGGGACAAGACGGCCAACAGGCUUACGACCGCAAGCGCGGAUAUGACGCCCUGAACGAGUUCUUCGGUGAUCUCAAGCGCCGCCAAUUCGACCCCAAUUCUUACGCCGCUGUUGGCCAGCGCCUGCUGGGUCUCCAGGCACUGCAACUUCCCAUUCUCAACGGACCCGUCCCCGAGUACCAGCCCAUGCCGGCUGGUAUCGCAGUCGGAGGCGGUGGCUACAGCCCCGGCGGCGCUCCUGCUCCUGCCUACCACCUCCCGCCCAUGUCGAACGUCCGCACCAAGAACGACCUGAUCAACAUCGACCAGUUCUUGGAGCAGAUGCAAAACACAAUCUACGAGAGCGACGAGAAUGUGGCUGCCGCUGGCGUGGCUCAACCCGGUGCCCACUACGUGCACGGGGGCAUGAACUACCGGACUACCCAUUCUCCUCCGUCCCAGCUCCCUCCCACCCAUGUCACCGCGGCCACCUCUGCGCCUAUGAUGGCGACCUCGGCUCACUCUCCCUCGAUCGGCACCCCUGCCCUGACACCGCCCUCGAGCGCACAGUCGUACACCUCAAAUCGCUCCCCAAUUUCCAUGUCUCAAAACCACCGCGUCUCACCUCCUCAUGAGAGCGGCGCGGGUAUGUAUCCCCGCCUGCCGUCGACCACCAUGUCCGAUAGCAUGACUGCCGGCUACCCGACCGCGUCCAGCGCAGCCCCGCCUUCCACUCUCAGCGGUGUCUUCGAUCACGAUGAGCGCCGCCGCUACACUGGUGGCACUCUGCAGCGCGCGCGCCCCGCGGAGCGAGAACUCGAUGAGAACAGCAUGGACACUUAUCAUGACGGCAAGGAGGACCGCGAGCGCACUCCUACUAAGGAUUCUAUCGCUACUAGCUUGAUUGACCCUGCCUUGUCCGGCGCUUCUCCCGACCCCGAUCAGGAGGCUGCCCAGCGCACUGCUCAGGCUGCCACCGAGGUGGCCGAUCGCGACGUCAACGUUGCGUGGGUGGAGAAGGUUCGUUUGCUAGAAAACCUCCGUCGCCUGGUAUCCGAGCUUCUGGAGCAGGACAGCUUUGGAGAGUCCAGAAGCCACAGCGGAACCGAGUCUUCGGCAUCAGGGACGGACGCUAUGGAGGGAGUCGAGACCGCCAGUCGGGCCUAUGCUUCUCCUGGGCAAUCCGAGGACCUUACCAAACAGGAGCCUACCAAGCAGGAGCCUGAGGCAGUCCUGUACCCGACACUGCGCGAGGUGGACGAGGACGGAGAUGCCAAGAUGCCCGGCGACGGGGCGUAG